GUAGUAUUUUGUAUGUUCCAAGAGAGGUCCUCGUGCCAUCGUCACAAAAAAAUUGGCGCGUGACAUGUGAUGCACGGAAAUAAGUGUAAGUUCAAGACUCGCGCCGCCAGCAGGGGACUCACUUUAACUAAUUAUUUCAACAAAUGGCACCUGUUCGAGUGAAAGCAUUAGCCGGGAGACCGGUUAACGCUAAACUCCUGUUUGGAAACUUUAAAGGAACUUGAAACAAAAACAAAAAAAAAUCCCCUAAAACGCGUCGUGUGAGAACUUCACACACCGAUAAAGGAAUAUCGAGCCUGAGGGACCAGGUGCAGAUGACGGCUGUUUGUCGGUUUGAGCAUUAAGAGAAUGCGUUUUUUUAUACGCCGGCGGAUGUCCCCCCUUAAACUGGUGCUCCUUGGGGGGACUCUCUUCAUGGUGGUCUUGGUAGUUCUCCAGAGGGAUGUUGGCUCUUCAGCUGGGGACCCCUGGUUACAGGAUCUGGUGGUAAAGAGGGACAAGGUAAUGGGGAUGGUCCGAGAAGCUGUCAACAAUAUUGGCUUCCAGAUCGGCGCUCCACAGCCACCACCAGUAAAAGAGCAGCCUACAGAGGACACCAAGUGCCCCAGUGGAUUUUACACUCAGGCUGAGCUCAAACCUCACUUGGAGAGACCACCACAGGACCCCCAAGCUCCAGGGGCUGAUGGGAGAGCGUUUCAAAAAGACAGCAUGACCCCAGAGGAGGAGAAGGAGAAGGAGGAGGGAAUGACACGGCAUUGUUUCAACCAGUUUGCCAGUGACCGUAUCUCGCUCAGCCGCAGUCUGGGGGAUGACACCAGGCCUCCUGAGUGCGUAGAGAGGAAGUUUCGUCGCUGUCCUCCUCUGCCUACCACCAGUGUUAUUAUAGUGUUCCACAAUGAGGCUUGGUCAACCCUCCUCAGGACGGUGUUCAGCGUCCUGCACACAUCUCCUGCUAUCCUACUAAAAGAGAUCAUUUUGGUAGAUGAUGCCAGUACUGCAGAGCAUUUGAAGAGCAGGCUGGAGGAGUAUAUACGUCAGCUGAAGAUUGUCCGUGUGGUGAGGCAGCCAGAGAGAAAGGGCCUCAUCACAGCAAGGCUUCUUGGUGCCAGUAUUGCGCAAGCUGAAGUUCUCACCUUCCUUGAUGCACACUGUGAGUGUUUCCAUGGUUGGCUAGAGCCCUUACUGGCUCGAAUUGUUGAGGAACCCACUGCUGUGGUUAGUCCAGAAAUCAGCAGCAUUGACCUCAACAGCUUUCAGUUCCAUAAGCCUGUGGCCACCAACCGCGCCUAUAACAGAGGUAACUUUGACUGGAGCCUGACUUUUGGCUGGGAAGCCAUCCCCGAGGAUGCAAAGAGGCUACGCAAGGAUGAAACCUACCCUGUAAAAACACCCACUUUUGCUGGAGGUCUCUUCGCAAUCUCAAAAACGUAUUUUGAACACAUCGGAACAUACGAUGACCAGAUGGAGAUUUGGGGCGGUGAAAAUGUGGAAAUGUCAUUCAGGGUGUGGCAGUGUGGAGGUCAGCUAGAGAUUAUCCCUUGUUCUGUGGUGGGCCACGUCUUCCGUACCAAGAGCCCCCACACCUUCCCCAAGGGCACUGAAGUGAUCACCCGCAACCAGGUGCGCCUAGCUGAAGUCUGGAUGGAUGACUACAAGAAGAUCUACUAUCGUCGUAACAAAAAUGCAGCAAUUAUGGCCAGUGAGCAUAGAUUUGGAGACAUCUCUGAUCGCCUGAAUCUGAAAGAGAGGCUUCAUUGCAAGAACUUCAGCUGGUACCUAAAUACAGUCUACCCAGAGAUCUUUAUUCCAGACUUAAAUCCAGAAAAAUCUGGAUCUAUUAAAAACUUAGGAUCUAAUAUGUGCCUGGAUGCUGGAGAGAACAACCAGGGGGGUAAACCUCUCAUCAUGUAUCAUUGUCACAACAUGGGAGGCAACCAGUACUUUGAGUAUACAUCUCAUAAGGAGCUGCGUCAUAACAUUGGAAAACAGCUGUGUCUUCAUGCGGCGGUGCGAUCAGACCCGGUGAAGCUUGAGCUGUGCCACCUUAAGGGGAAAGGUACCAGUGUGGCCCCUGAACAGGAGUGGGUCUUUACAGAGGAAAAUCUUCUGAAGAAUCCAAGCAGUGGACAAUGUUUAGCGUUGAAAGGAGGCCAGAUUUUGAUGGACUACUGCAAUGCUGCUGAACUCCACCAGCACUGGACUUUCACCUGACCUUCCAGUCUUCCCGCCGGGUGACCUUUGACACCUUCUACCCUCCCCCCCUUUCUCAAACCUGGCACAGAGGAGCCACAUCAAUAUUGAUUGAGUAGAACUUCACAGAAGCUGUGAAGCUUGGGGCGCAUACUGAAUGAAUAUUUAAAGAAGGAGGGACAAGGUAAAGACAGUCACAUCUGUCAGAUGCCUGGGGUGGUCUUAGUUCAUUUUAAAUUUAUUUAUGAAAGAAACUCUGCAAAGACAUUUGCUGGUGGUUGGGGAUCUUCAGCGUCUGGGCUGCGGCACUUGGGAGUGUCACCUUGAUAAUGGCAAAGCUGUGAAAACGUGUGACCUUAAAUGACUGGAUUUACACCUGAACUUCUUCUUCCUUUGUUUGUUUUUGUCAGACACUGAAUGUGAUAAGUUUAUAUCUUACUGAGGAGUAACAGAUGUCUGCUUUUUAAAUAAAAAUUAUGUUUUAGAUGAGGGCUUGUUUGUACACAGUAUGUUUUUUUUCUUUGUUUGUUUUGUCUUUUGUUUUUGGGGUUUUGAUUUUUUU
This is a messenger RNA of Pelmatolapia mariae (spotted tilapia), 2752 nucleotides long. It is a transcript of the gene galnt6, whose product is annotated as UDP-N-acetyl-alpha-D-galactosamine:polypeptide N-acetylgalactosaminyltransferase 6 (GalNAc-T6). The record is from RefSeq and is a predicted model, not a curated record. Gene Ontology annotation, cellular component: Golgi apparatus. Lineage: Eukaryota; Metazoa; Chordata; Actinopteri; Cichliformes; Cichlidae. The coding region runs from base 349 to 2211 and encodes 620 amino acids. Gene Ontology annotation, biological process: protein O-linked glycosylation. The transcript has 11 exons. Gene Ontology annotation, molecular function: polypeptide N-acetylgalactosaminyltransferase activity.